Rhagoletis zephyria (snowberry fruit fly) is the source of this 760-nucleotide messenger RNA. RefSeq names its product fatty acid binding protein (gene fabp). NCBI's taxonomy places the organism in Eukaryota, Metazoa, Arthropoda, Insecta, Diptera, Tephritidae. The record is from RefSeq and is a predicted model, not a curated record. Gene Ontology annotation, molecular function: lipid binding.
UGUGUUGAUUCGUUCUGAUUACUUCUAAUUGAGUUUGGCCGUUUUGAACUUUCACGAAACGAAUUUUGGGUGUCGGCAUGGUGUUGCGUAAAAUGGGCAACAGUGUUAGCCCCACCGUUGAACUGAAGAAGGAUGGUGAUACCUACACAUUCACCACCACCUCAACGUUCAAAACCUCCUCUAUCAGUUUCAAACUGGGUGAGGAAUUCGAUGAAGAGACACUUGAUGGGCGCAAAGUGAAGAGCGUCAUCACCUUGGAUGGCAAUAAAUUGUUGCAGGAACAGAAGGGUGACAAACCCUCAACCAUCAUUCGUGAGUUCACCGACUCCGAAUUGGUGACCACUCUCACCAUAAACGACAUAAAAUCCGUCAGAGUGUACAAGGUUGUUUAAACGCGCGGUGCGCCAUAAGUAAAAACCAAAAGACAACAGCAACAAUACAAAAAAGAAACUAUUUAAAUUUAAAAAAAAAAAAUGCCACAUCUUGCGAUAAACUAAUGAUUGAAAUACUUUUAUCAUACACAGCACAUUAUGUAACUACGUAUAUACAUAUAAAGAUAUAUAUAUUUUUUUGGAUUUUGAAUAUUCCAAUUUUGUUUAUGACUGAUCAUUAGCUGAUUUUAUUUUUAUUAAACCAUGAAAUGUAACUAAGAGUAUGAAGUUGUUAUUAAAUAACAAAAGCACUAUUUUUAUAUGGUUAAGCGGUUAAUGAAAAGGAAAAAAUGUACUGUUAACUAUACGCGACAAUUUUUAGACAUGCU